Oreochromis aureus is the source of this 2921-nucleotide messenger RNA. RefSeq names its product lysophosphatidylcholine acyltransferase 3 (gene lpcat3). Gene Ontology annotation, molecular function: 1-acylglycerophosphocholine O-acyltransferase activity; lysophospholipid acyltransferase activity. The record is from RefSeq and is a predicted model, not a curated record. Gene Ontology annotation, cellular component: membrane. The coding region runs from base 68 to 1462 and encodes 464 amino acids. NCBI's taxonomy places the organism in Eukaryota, Metazoa, Chordata, Actinopteri, Cichliformes, Cichlidae. The transcript has 13 exons. Gene Ontology annotation, biological process: lipid modification; phosphatidylcholine biosynthetic process.
AAGUUGAUGUUUGCGUCCGCACAGCUCUCUGAACUGUGGCGAAAAGACGUUUCCGCCCACAAGAAAGAUGGCGGCCCCCUUGCUGGAGCAACUGUCGGAGUCUUUAGGUUCCCCGGAACCAGCGAUUCGGCUCAUUUUAUCUAUUUUAAUCGGGUAUCCCUUUGCUGUGGUGUACCGGUGGUUCUUGUUCUACCAGACUCCCACAGUUAUCCAUUUAUUCCACACCUUCUCUGGAUUGGCUCUAGCAGCAUUCAACUUUGGCUCUCAGCUCUAUCACUCCGUAGUAUGCGUCCUUAUCCAAUUUCUGAUGCUGAGGCUCAUGGGAAGGACGGUAACAGCCAUCCUGAGCAGCUUUACCUUUCAAAUGUUAUACCUACUAGCGGGGUAUUAUUACACAGCCACAGAGGAGUAUGACAUCAAGUGGACUAUGCCUCACUGUGUCCUCACACUUAAACUUAUCGGUUUGGCGUUUGAUUACUAUGAUGGCGGGAAGGAACCGUCCAAGCUGAGCGCAGAGCAGAAGGCGUCGGCCCUGCGGUCCGUGCCCUCGCUGCUCGAGGUGUGCGGCUUCUCCUACUUCUAUGGCGGUUUCCUUGUGGGUCCCCAGUUUACACUGCGCAGCUACCAAAGACUUGUGGCAAGGGAGCUCACCGACUGCCCUGGAAAGGUUCCCAACAGUGUUGUACCAGCUAUGAAGAGGUUUGCUCUUGGUUUCCUCUGCCUGGUGAUAUAUGCGAUAUUUAGUCCUCAUUAUCCAGACAGCUACUAUUUAACAGAUGAGUAUGAGGCGCAGCCAUUCUGGUAUCGCUGUGUGUUCAUUCUGCUGUGGGGCAAAAUCAUUUUGUAUAAAUAUGUCAGCUGUUGGGUUAUAGCGGAAGGUGUAUGCAUAUUAACUGGACUGGGAUACAAUGGAGUAGUGGACGGUAAGCACCAGUGGAACGCGUGCGCCAAUAUGAAGGUGUGGCUCUUUGAGACGACGCCACUCUUUGGAGGAACCAUUGCUUCUUUCAACAUCAACACUAACGCCUGGGCUGCCAGACAUGUGUUCAAGCGGUUGAAGUUCUUGGGCAAUAAGACUUUAUCUCAUGUGGCCACGCUGUUCUUUUUAUCGAUUUGGCACGGCCUUCACUCCGGGUACAUCUUGUGCUUCUCCAUGGAGUUCUUCAUCAUCACCGUGGAGCGACAGGCCCAGGCACUAGUAAAGGACAGUCCUGUGCUGACAAAGCUGGCCAACAGUGCACUCUACCCCCUCAUCUAUGUAGUCCAGCAGUUUAUCCACUGGCUCUUCAUGGGGUAUCCUUUAGUGGCAUUCUGCAUCUUCAGUUAUGACAAAUGGCUCAAGGUGUAUUCUUCUGUUUAUUUCUGUGGUCACCUAUUCUUCCUAGCAGCAUAUUUAAUAAUGCCAUACCUCCGUAAGGCGCUGGUGCCUAAAAAGGAGGGAAGAGAGAAGAAACAGGAAUAAGACUUGAUACUAGAACUUGGCGUGGUCCAUCCAUCGUUGAGACUGAGUACUUAAGGGAACUACGACUUCCAAGGAGCAGAACGGAAAAUAUUUUAAGGCCUUUUAGUAAUAUAUGUCCAUGUUUAAAAAGAAAAAAUAAAUAAAUUUCUAUAUAUUUUUGUGUUUCAGGCGGGAAGGGUGUUUUUAUAAACAUUUGGAGAGAUGUUUACAGGAAAUUACCAUUGUGCCACAGGGGUGUAAUUGUGAGCCAAUCAGGAGCAAUUUCCUGUUUUUUGUCUUUUCUUUUUUAAAAUUUCACCACAUGUGGGACUCAGAGAUUCAUUUGCUGUCGACACAGAACUGCACACGCUCACAAGUCACGGGUUCAGAGUCUGUUUUUGGCUCUUUUUCUUUCUUUUUAAAAAAAAAAAUGCGUUCUUUAUUCCACGUCCACAUUGAGCAGGAAGUGUGAGCACACAUGUGGCACUUUCUGAUGUUGUGCUACGACAUGUGUAAGAAGAUGGAUGGUAAUGGUAAUCAUCAUCAGGGCUUCUUCUUCCUAAAUGGCUGCCAGUGGUUAUACAAGCACUCUAAAUCACACACUGUACACUAACACCCAACUCUAAAUGGCCUUGUAUUAAUGAAUGUUUUUACAGUACAUUUGUUCUGGAUUUAAUUUGAUUUGUUAUUGGGGGUGGGGGUAAAAAAUUGAAUUUUAUAAAGUUAACAUGUUUUAUGAAAAUGAACUUUUUUGUAGCUUUGGAUAAGAUUUAAUGAAACGAUUGUUCUCCCGCCUUUCCUCAGUGAUGGUUUUCUUCUCGCCACAUCUCCUCUUCUCCCUCUGUUGUGUUUACGCCGCUCUGUCUUUCUGUCUGCCUCGAUUCAAGCCCCUCGACUCUAAAAAUGUACACUUGUGAAAGUGAACAGCCCUACAGUCACUACAGUUAAUUGUUUUGGUUCUUUUGGUGUUCUGAUUUUAUAUGAAAAGGGGGGGAAAACAGGCUUUUUUAAGGGGGGGUGAAAUUUUCUUCUUCUUUUUUUUUUUUUCUUUUUUUUUGAACUGGAAGCAAACAAAUAAAAUGGUGUUGGGGGGGGCGGGGAGGGGACAGUCCUGGCUACUAAGUGGAAGGUUCCCAUGCCUCCUUUAUUCUGAGGGGUGCUGUUAUGUCUGAUCCAUGCAUUGCUGGAGAAAGGCCUCUGCCUCUGAGGCCGGUGCACGCACACACACACACACACACACACCCAUGGAGAGGACGAACCUCGCUGUAACGGCAGCCCAGAUUUUUGGUAAUAUUUAUACAUGACACAGUGAUUAUUAAUUGAUGUGAACUGCUAUUCCAAGAGACUUCUUUUUCAUGCCUUACUCCUAAAAGAUGUAGAAAGGAACAAAAAAAUGUAUGUGGCAAAGAGAAUGGGGAGGGUAUUUUUUUUUUUUUUCUUUUUCUUUUGUAAUGUUAAAUAAAAUGCUGCUUUCAACCUC